Drosophila nasuta is the source of this 4004-nucleotide messenger RNA. RefSeq names its product dosage compensation regulator mle (gene mle). Gene Ontology annotation, biological process: positive regulation of transcription by RNA polymerase II; regulation of mRNA processing. Gene Ontology annotation, molecular function: 3'-5' DNA/RNA helicase activity; 3'-5' DNA helicase activity; ATP hydrolysis activity. The transcript is spliced from 4 exons. The record is from RefSeq and is a predicted model, not a curated record. Bases 687 to 4004 code for a protein of 1105 amino acids. Gene Ontology annotation, cellular component: ribonucleoprotein complex; intracellular anatomical structure; nucleolus. NCBI's taxonomy places the organism in Eukaryota, Metazoa, Arthropoda, Insecta, Diptera, Drosophilidae.
GUUUUUUGUUGAAUGAUAAGCUGCGCACUGGAUUUAGCUUUAACUGGUUCUAAAUCUGGAGCGCAGCUCGUAGUUUUUGAAAGAUUUAUUGACCUGCUGUGCGCAAUUAAUGAUUGAAUGAUUGGAAACCUAAAGCAAGUGCUCGUAUGCAGUAUACAUUUGAACCAAAGGCUCAUUAAAUUCGAUGUACAGUGAAUUGUCGAUUCAGUCUAUUUGUUAUAAUAGAUAAUGUUCUUGUUGAUUACUGAAUUUACUCCUCAAAAUGGAGGAGUAAGCACAGAUUACCUUUCACCUGUACUUCGUGCAUCGCACAUUUAAGCUGCGAGUGUUUUUAGUUCAAAUCCCAUGUAUACUGUAUAUGAAUAGAACCGCGACAACUGAACGGGAUUUUCAGAGCGACUUCGCGCACAAACAACAAUUGCAACGAAAGAGAGAUAUCGGUAAACGAUGACGACGAAACUCCUAUUAUGGCAGCAACUGCAUUGGAGUUUAUCGGUCCAUCAUUAUGCUCGACGCAGUAUGUGCACCUUGUGGCUCUGAAGGUCUGGUAAUCAAUUAACGAUUAUGAUUGUUAAAUCCGAUUUUCGAUGCUGCCAUUCGAUUAUCGAGUAUUUGAAAGUAGUUGCGCACAGCAAGGUUGACUUUUUGCUGUCUCUUAUUGAUUGCUCUGACCGUCACGGAGCUUCAUGGCGGAAUUGUCGAUCUAUGUGCCGGCGCUGAAGCGCAAAGUGACGGCUCGUGAGACGGGCUCAAAUAAGAAAUCGGCUAGCAAAUCUUGUGCUCUUUCGCUGGUACGCCAAUUGUUCCAUCUGAAAGUGAUUGAGGCCUUUAACGGCACCCUGAAAAAGAAAAAGGAUGGGGAAAUGAAGCCGUAUCCCGUUAAGGUUGAGGAAGGACUCAUCAACAAAGUGGAUGAAGUCAUCAAAGAGCUGGAAUUACCCGUGGUUAAUCCCUCCAGUAUUAAACUCGAGGUUGACGGAGCUCCUCUUUCCCUGAUUGUGAGUCAGAGUCGCCCGGAUAGUCAAGCGCAGAACGAUGGCCGCCCAGAGGUUGCUACCGUCAUACCGUGGGCACCACCGCAACCUAACUGGAAUGCCUGGCAUGCCUGUAACAUUGAUGAGGGCGAAUUGGCCACCACCUCCAUUGACCAACUGUCAAUGGAGUAUGAACGUCAAAUACAUAAUCGCCGCCACAACAAUGCCGAAUAUGGAAAGUUUCUGGAGUUUCGUGACAAGUUGCCCAUUGCAGCCAUGCGAGGAGAGAUCAUGACCGCCAUAAAUGAGAAUCCCGUGGUUAUCAUUCGCGGCAACACCGGUUGCGGCAAGACCACACAGAUUGCCCAGUAUAUACUCGAUGAUUACAUUGCAUCCGGUCAGGGUGGCUAUGCCAACAUCUAUGUGACUCAACCACGGCGAAUUUCGGCCAUCUCGGUGGCCGAGCGUGUGGCCCGCGAACGUUGCGAGCAUUUAGGGGAAACUGUUGGCUAUUCGGUGCGCUUUGAAUCGGUGAUUCCCCGUCCAUAUGGCUCCAUAUUGUUUUGUACUGUGGGCGUUCUUUUGCGUAAACUGGAGGCGGGUUUGCGUGGCAUUUCCCACAUCAUUGUGGACGAGAUUCACGAACGCGAUGUCAACACUGACUUUCUACUUGUUAUCUUACGUGACAUGGUCGCCACUUAUCCGGACUUGCAUCUAAUUUUGAUGUCGGCUACAAUUGAUACGACUCUCUUCUCCAAUUACUUCAAUGGCUGUCCGGUGCUGGAGGUACCUGGUCGCGGUUUUCCAGUGCAGCAAUUCUUUCUGGAGGACAUCUUGCAGAUGACACAGUUUGUGCCUACUCCCGAGUUGCGCCGCAAGCGUCGCGAUGCCGUUGACGAAGAGGAAACAAUGGCCAACGACAACGGCGAAAUGGAACAGAAUCUGAAUAAAGUGUGCGAAGACAAGUAUUCGGAUCAAACGCGCAAUUCCAUGGCCAUGCUCUCGGAAUCGGAUGUUAGCUUUGAGCUGCUCGAAUCCCUUUUGAUACACAUCAAAUCGAAGAAUAUUCCCGGUGCUAUUUUGGUCUUUUUGCCCGGCUGGAACUUAAUCUUUGCGUUGAUGAAGUUUUUGCAGAGCACUACCACUUUCGGCAACGAUAGCUAUCUCAUUCUGCCCUGCCACUCGCAGAUACCACGCGAUGAUCAGCGAAAGGUCUUCGAACCUGUGCCCGAUGGCGUCACCAAGAUCAUAUUGUCCACAAACAUUGCGGAGACAUCUAUUACCAUCGAUGACAUUGUCUUUGUGGUGGACAUUUGCAAGGCACGCAUGAAACUCUUCACUUCGCACAACAAUCUCACCAGCUAUGCCACCGUCUGGGCCAGCAAAACCAAUCUGGAACAGCGCAAGGGUCGCGCUGGUCGUGUUCGUCCUGGUUUCUGCUUUACUCUCUGUUCACGGGCUCGCUUCGCUCAACUGGAGGAGAACCUGACACCGGAAAUGUUCCGCACACCGCUCCACGAGAUUGCGUUAACUGUGAAGCUGUUGCGCCUUGGCGCCAUACAUCAUUUCCUGUCCAAGGCACUGGAACCGCCGCCAGUGGACGCGGUCAUCGAAGCAGAGGUCUUGUUGCGUGAAAUGCGUUGUCUGGAUGUAAACGAUAAUCUCACUCCGCUGGGCCGGCUGCUGGCACGUCUGCCAAUUGAGCCGCGGCUGGGCAAGAUGCUGGUGCUGGGCUCCGUUUUUGGCUGCGCUGAUCUCGUGGCCAGCAUGGCCUCCUAUUCGAGCACGUUCGCCGAGGUCUUUGCUUUGGAUAUCGGUCAGCGUCGCUUGGCAAAUCAUCAGAAGGCGCUGAGCGGCUUAAAGUGCUCUGAUCAUGUGGCCAUGAUUGUUGCCUCGCAGAUGUGGCACGCUGCCAAAGUGCGUGGCCUUUCGGAUGAGAUACGCUUCUGUGAUUGGAAGGGAGUACAGAUGUCCACCAUGAAUGUGAUGUACGAGGCCAAAAUGCAGCUGCUCGAUCUUUUGCAGCAAGCUGGCUUCCCCGAAGAGUGCAUGCUAUCCUAUAAGGUGGACGCAAAUAAGGCUGAUGCCAUGCUGGAUUUAUCGGUGGCACUGCUCUGCCAGGGUCUCUAUCCCAACAUCUGUGUGCACAAGGAGAAGCGCAAGGUGCUGACCACUGAAUCGAGAGCAGCGUUGAUCCACAAGACAUCGGUGAACUGCAGCAAUCUGGGUGUAUCCUUUCAAUAUCCAUUCUUCGUCUUCGGUGAAAAGAUUCGCACACGCGCUGUUUCUUGCAAGCAAAUGUCGAUGGUGACGCCACUGCAAGUAAUGAUCUUUGGCUCGCGUAAAAUCGAUUUGGGUCCCAAUAAUACGGUGCGCAUAGAUAACUGGCUCAAUUUCGAGAUGAAUCCCGAGCAUGCGGCCAAAAUUGGUGCACUAAAGCCGGCCCUGGAGGAUCUUAUUACCAUAGCCUGUGAUAAUCCUGCCCAGGUGCUGCACCUGGAUGAACGAUACGCGAAGCUGGUACGCGUCAUUCGUGAUUUGUGCGUGCAGAGUGCAGGCGAUUACCAACUAAGCCGUGAGAAUGGCAUAUUGCCGCAUAUGAGUCGCCUUGGCGGAGAAAGCAAUAGUAAUAGUGGCGAUGGCAGCGGAUCCGGAGGAGGACCACCAACAAAACGUGGUCGCUUCGAUAACGGCAGUGGCAACUUUGGAGGCGGAAGUAGGGACAGAUUUGCAGGCAACAGAGGCGGAGGCUUUGGAAACCAAGGCGGCGGUAGAAACUUUGGCGGAGGCGGUGGACACUAUCAAGGUAAUCAAGGUGGCAGAGGACGUUAUGGUAAUCAGGGUGACAACAGCGGAGGUUACGGUAAUCAAGGAGGCGGCGGAGGAUUCAACAACCGUGGAGCUGGUGGUAAUAAUUAUGGAGGAGGAGACAGCUUUGGGAACAACAGCUACGGGGGUAACAAUAGUACGAACAUCAAUUCAGGAGGCGGCGGCAGUCAAGGAAGAUUUUCCAAUCAACGAGGCUUUUAA